AUGGACAGCCAGGAUGGCAAGGCUAUCCUGACUUUUAGGAUUGAAAUGAGUGUAUUUUCAUAUGACCUCCACCAGACUAGAGGAAAUGCUGUAUUUUCUUCCCUUAAAUGUACAGAACAAAAAGAUGCUGAAGGCUGGGAGACCGUCCAGAGAGGGAGACCUGUCCGCGCUCGGUCAGCAGCAGUGACAGCCAAAGCUGCCCCCAUGCCAGAGGCUUUGCGGCCCAAGGAUGACAGUAACAAGGAAAACGUGUGUCUCCUGCCAAAUGACAACAGACAGAAAGGCGAGUUUACUGGAGAUGUCCCAGCUAACACUGUGGAACCUCGGCCCAAAGACUCCUUGCGCUGCAGUGACCACCCUCUGGCUGAGAGAACCCAGUUCACAGUGCCUGCACUGGAUGAUGUCAAGAAUUCUGGCAGUAGUGAGGAUACGUCUGUGCAAACUUCUGGAGCACCUGCCGUUUGCGUGGACUCGGAGCGUGCAUCAGUUAUCUGGCAAGCCGACACACCCCCUUUGCAGACGAAGGAAGAUAAGCUUGCAGUAGAAAAAACAAGAAUAGAAAAUGAAAUGGACCCUUCAGAUAUUUCAAAUUCAAUGGCAGAGGUCCUUGCUAAAAAGGAAGAGUUGGCAGAUCGGCUGGAAAAGGCCAAUGAGGAAGCCAUUGCCAGCGCCAUCGCUGAGGAGGAACAGCUGACGAGAGAGAUCGAAGCAGAAGAGAACAAUGACAUCAACCUCGAGACGGACAACGACAGUGAUUUCUCGGCCAGCAUGGGCAGUGGGAGUGUAUCUUUCUGUGGGAUGUCUAUGGACUGGAACGAUGUUCUUGCAGAUUAUGAAGCUCGUGAAUCUUGGCGCCAGAAUACCUCCUGGGGGGAUAUCGUAGAGGAGGAGCCUGCUCGACCCCCAGGACAUGGAAUCCACAUGCAUGAGAAGCUUUCCUCGCCCUCUCGUAAAAGAACAAUAGCAGAAUCUAAGAAGAAACAUGAAGAAAAACAAAUGAAAGCCCAGCAGCUAAGAGAAAAGUUACGUGAAGAGAAAACUUUAAAGCUUCAGAAGUUGUUAGAGAGGGAGAAGGAUGUCCGGAAGUGGAAGGAAGAACUGCUUGAUCAGCGGCGUCGAAUGAUGGAAGAGAAAUUGCUUCAUGCGGAGUUUAAACGUGAGGUGCAAUUACAAGCCAUUGUGAAAAAAGCCCAAGAGGAAGAAGCUAAGGUUAAUGAAAUUGCUUUUAUAAACACCCUUGAAGCCCAGAACAAGCGACAUGAUGUCUUAUCAAAGCUGAAGGAGUAUGAACAGAGACUUAAUGAGCUACAGGAAGAACGUCAGAGAAGACAGGAAGAGAAGCAAGCCCGAGACGAAGCUGUGCAGGAGCGCAAGAGAGCUCUUGAGGCGGAGCGGCAGGCCCGUGUAGAGGAGCUGCUCAUGAAGAGGAGGGAGCAGGAGGCCCGGAUCGAGCAGCAGAGGCAAGAAAAGGAAAAAGCCCGUGAGGAUGCAGCCCGGGAGAGAGCCAGAGACCGGGAGGAGCGCCUGGCAGCACUCACAGCUGCUCAACAGGAGGCCAUGGAGGAGCUGCAGAAAAAAAUUCAGCUGAAGCAUGAUGAGAGCAUUCGGAGGCACAUGGAGCAGAUUGAGCAGCGGAAGGAAAAGGCCGCGGAGCUGAGCAGUGGACGACACACGAGCACCGACGAUGCCCCCAAGCUCACCCCUUACGAGAGGAAGAAGCAGUGCUCUCUGUGCGGUGUGCUGAUUUCUUCAGAGGUCUAUCUUUUUAGCCACAUUAAAGGAAAGAAACACCAGCAAGCUGUGAGAGAAAACAGCAGCAUCCAAGGACGAGAACUUUCGGAUGAGGAAGUGGAGCAUCUUUCGCUGAAGAAGUAUAUUGUUGACAUUGUAGUUGAAAGUGCAGCUCCACCAGAGCCUCUGAAAGAUGGAGAAGAGAGGCAAAAAAACCGAAAAAAGGCCAAGAAGAUCAAAGCCCGGAUGAACUCCAGGGCAAAGGAAUAUGAGAAUUUAACAGAAACCAAAAAUUGUGGUUCUGAUUCACCUUAUAAAGCAAAACUCCAGCGAUUAGCCAAAGAUCUUCUGAAACAACUGCAAGCACAAGACAGUGGCUCCUGGGCAAGCAAUAAGGUGUCUGCUUUGGAUCGGACCCUGGGUGACAUUAGUAGGAUAUUGGAGAAAGAGAAUGUGGCCGAUCAGAUCGCAUUUCAAGUCGCUGGUGGAUUAACAGCCCUUGAACACAUCCUUCAAGUAGUAGCCCCAGCCGCAAAUGUGAACACGGUUUCACGAAUUCCACCCAAAUCCCUCUGCAAUGCAAUCAAUGUUUACAACCUGGCCUGCAGUAACUGCUCCGAGAACUGCAAGGAUGUUCUGUUUAGUAACAAGAUUACCUUCUUAAUGGACCUCCUGAUACACCAGCUGACGGUUUAUAUUCCAGAUGAAAACAAUGCUAUUUUGGGAAGAAAUACAAAUAAACAAGUGUUUGAAGGCUUGACCACUGGGCUUCUCAAAGUGAGUGCUGCAGUUCUGAGCUGCCUGGUUGCCCAUUGGCCAGAUGCAAGCAGCCAGCUGGCCACCCCGAAAACAUCCGCACAGGAAAUGAAAAGCCCAGCCUCCCAAGCUGAUGCUUUCCCCAGUCGCGUUCAGGACCUUAUCAGCUACAUGGUGAACAUAGGUCUGAUUGACAAGCUGUGCAGCUGCUUCCUGUCGGUGCAAGGCCCAGUGGACGAGAACCCCAAGAUGGCCACGUUCCUGCAGCACGCCACCGGCCUCCUCCACGGAAUGUGCACACUGUGCCUGGCCGUCACAGGAAGGUCGCAUGGCAUAUUCGACAGUAACCGCCAGGAUCCCACGGGGCUGACAGCUGCUCUACAGACCACGGACCUGGCUGGGGUCCUGCACAUGCUGUACUGUGUCCUCUUCCACGGCACCGUCUCCGACCCCAGUUCAGCCACCCCCAAGGACAGCUACAGCCAGCACACGGUACAGGUGGCCAUUCAGAGUCUGCGCUUCUUCAACAGCUUCGCAGCCCUCGACCUGCCCACUUUCCAGUCUGUCGUAGGGGCAGAGGGCCUGUCCCUUGCAUUCCGGCACAUGGCCAGCUCCCUGCUGGGCCACUGCAGCCAGGUCUCCUGCGAGAGCCUCCUCCACGAGGUCAUCGUCUGUGUGGGCUACUUCACUGUCAACCACCCAGAUAACCAGGUCAUCGUGCAGUCAGGUCGCCACCCCACAGUGCUGCAGAAGCUGUGCCAGCUGCCCUUCCAGUACUUCAGCGACCCGCGGCUGGUCCGGGUGCUGUUCCCCUCGCUGAUCGCUGCCUGCUACAACAACUGUCAGAACAAGAGCAUCCUGGAGCGGGAGAUGAGCUGUGUGCUGCUGGCCACCUUCAUCCAGGAGUUUACCCAGGCUCCCGGACGGUGGGACAGCCAGGCUCAGCCGCCCAGAGGAAGAUCCCUCGGAGCCCAUGACUACCUUGAGCUGGCUAACAGAUUUCCCCAGCAGGCCUGGGAAGAAGCGCGACAGUUUUUCUUGAAAAAAGAGAAAAAAUAAAUGUUUUCGCUGGUUUGUGUA
Ochotona princeps (American pika) is the source of this 3567-nucleotide messenger RNA. RefSeq names its product S phase cyclin A-associated protein in the endoplasmic reticulum. NCBI's taxonomy places the organism in Eukaryota, Metazoa, Chordata, Mammalia, Lagomorpha, Ochotonidae. The record is from RefSeq and is a predicted model, not a curated record. Gene Ontology annotation, molecular function: nucleic acid binding; zinc ion binding. Bases 1 to 3546 code for a protein of 1181 amino acids. The transcript is spliced from 25 exons.